AUGCUGGGGAAAAGGUGUACGUCGUUAAGAUGAUGAACCAUAGAGUGGUGUGUUUCCAUUCUAUAUGCCAGCCGAGAACACAAUAAUCUGAAGGAUAAUGAGGUCCCAGGGGAAAUCAUUCAUGAUUCCUUGAUGAUGUGGCUGUCCUACCUAUGAAGGUGUCUGCCGACAAGACAGACACACCCCAUGAGCUUCCGGAGAACUGGACUGACACCCGAGAGACCCUACUAGAGGGGAUGCUUUUCAACUUGAAGUACCUGGGCAUGACACUGGUGGAGCAGCCCAAAGGAGAAGAGCUGUCUGCUGCGGCGGUAAAAAGAAUUGUGGCAACGGCAAAAGCAAGUGGGCGGAAACUCCGGAAAGUAACGUUGAAAGUCUCUCCCAGAGGGAUCAUCCUCAGUGACAGCGUAACGAAUGAACUCAUUGAAAACAUCUCCAUAUACAGGAUAUCCUAUUGCACAGCAGACAAAGUACACGACAAAGUGUUCGCUUAUAUUGCCCAGAGCCAACACAACGAGAACCUGGAGUGCCACGCUUUCCUCUGUGGGAAAAAGAAAAUGGCUCAAGCUGUCACCCUCACAGUAGCUCAGGCGUUCAAAGUCGCGUUUGAAUUUUGGCAGGCGUCCAAGGAAGAGAAGGAGAAGCGGGAGAGGGCCAUCUUGGAAGGAGAGAGCGCCAGCAGUCCAUGCUCAGAAAGCUCAUCCUCUCCAAAAGGAUCAGUCACCACGGGGAACCUGGUGGAUCUGGAGAACGUCGUCAAAACUCCUUUGACGGUGAACGCCAACUCAGUGCACUUAGACAGCAGCAUCUUCAGGCCGCAUUCGUCAGAAAACAACAACGUGGUCUGGGCAAUGGAUGAUGGAUUGGAUGAAGCCUUUUCCAGGUAAUUAUGAGGGUUUCUUACAUCAGUGGUCUUUCCAUGAGGGACCAGCCCAGGAAACCGACUUGAUUAGUAACUGUUUUUUUUUUCCUUACGGCUUCUAAUCUAAAUUGUCUGCAACAGCCUAAACCUUUCAGCAACGUUCUGUUUGACUAAUUGAAGGAUGGGAUUUGCAGCUGCCUGGAUAAGUCAAAUAUUUUGAUAACUUCUUAGGGCAGGAGCUAAUUUCUGUGUACGAUGGGGAAUUAAAUUCCCCUAAGUGAUGCUGCCUGGUUGCUAAGUGUCUUUGAAUGAAUGAGCAAACCUGAGGGGGUCAGAAGCUAAAGAUGCAUGGAUACUACUGAGGUGGGGAGGUGAGAAUCUGACUCUG
Pogona vitticeps (central bearded dragon) is the source of this 1250-nucleotide messenger RNA. Lineage: Eukaryota; Metazoa; Chordata; Lepidosauria; Squamata; Agamidae. The record is from RefSeq and is a predicted model, not a curated record.